Molecule: messenger RNA, 1395 nt
Organism: Adineta ricciae
Lineage: Eukaryota; Metazoa; Rotifera; Eurotatoria; Adinetida; Adinetidae
Source: the annotation of a GenBank genome assembly
AUGUCUGUGAACAAUUCAGUCGUCGAGUGGAUAAAUGUUGAAAAUAUGCAGUUAGCAGUAGCUCUCUACAACAACGAUGUUGACGAUGAAGACGAACUGGAAUUUCGCAAGGGUGACAUCUUAACUGUACUCAUAGAAAAUCCCAAUGGUUUCGAUGGCUGGUGGUUGUGUAAACAUAAGAACAAAUGCGGUUUAUGUCCUGAAAACCGUUUGAAAUUAAUUCAAAAUCCAACGACAUGUUCAGCCACUGAAUCGAAUGACUUCGUACAAUACUGUUCUCGUCUAUCCACUCUUUCUAUGUAUGAUAGUUUAUAUAAUCAACAGACAAUCGACUCGUUGAAUCACGAUUAUGAUAAUCAACAAAAAUCAGAUUUUAUUUCGGAUGGAAAAUCAUUGGAUUCUUCACCGGAAACGUCAUCACGAUCAUCCGGUAUUUAUUCGACAAAUGAACUUCAAUUUUCUUCUUCUUCAUCAAUCGAUUUCUAUUCAUCUACAGCCAAUAAUGAUACAUUAUCUCUUUUCGAAUUGAAACAAUUGCAAAAUUCUUUCAAACAGCUUUCCAUUUGUUCAUCAUUGACCGACAAAUAUCUUCAAUUGAUAUCUCAUACUAACACUGAAUCUCUGAUAAAAUCCUUCGUUACUGAAUGUUAUCUAUUUCUUCAAAACUACGGUUGUCUUUUGGAUCGUCAUACAUAUCGUUUAAUCAAAGAAACCUUUCUCUAUGAAACUGAACAUAACGACAAACGUGUCAUUCAAUCAUCAACAAAAAUUAUUCAAUUAAUUAAAUUAACUAUUGAUUUACAAUUGAAAGAACGAAAUCAACUUUCAUCGACGAUAUCCAACGAUGUAUUCAAAAAGCUUCAUCUCGAACCUAACGAAGAUAUUUCGACAGCACAUAUCUAUCGAAAGCGCCGAUCAUCCGCAAUUAAAAGUUCUCCACGGUUAAGUUCAGAUUUUCUCACACCGGCAUCGUCCUACAAAAGUAUUCAUCAAGAUGAACCACCUCCUGCGUCGAAUCCAUUGAUGAAAUGUUAUUACCGACAUAUAAAUGAACAGAUUGAUUCGGUUCUCAAACGGUAUUCACGUCUAUCAGAGUGUGAACAAAACAGCACAUCAUUAGUUGCCAGUGAAGGUAAAGCGCUUGUCGUGGCAGGUCAUAAACUUGUAUUUGUACUCGAAACACUUCAUGAACAUCUCCAACAAAUACAAACACCAUUAAUUUCUUUAACAACACAAUUACGUCAAUCGUUAACGACUACCAUUCAAUUACUUAAACAACUUAGUCAACAGAACUGUACAAACCUGAGCGAGCCUCUUCUUUUUCGAUUUCAACAAGGCAUUCAAAUGAUUAUAGAUAUAGUCAAACGAAUAAAACAUAAUUGUAGAUUAUCUUAA